CUUCUUCCCUGAAACAAUCUCGUCGGCCAAAUCCGAAACCCUCGCUCAUAUCACUUUCAUACUUCCACUUCAAACCUUCUUUUCUUCAUAAAAAGCAACUUAUUCUUUAACCAUUCAAUUUAGGUUUUACAUUAUUAAUUAAUUUUUGAAUUUGCUGAUUUCCUAAUUCAAUUUUGAAUCGCGUUAAGCAUGCCGCCAAAGCAAUCGAAAACCGAUUUAGCGAAGAAGCAAAAAGUCGUCGAAGACAAAACUUUUGGUUUGAAGAACAAGAACAAGAGCAAAAAUGUGCAGAAGUACGUUCAAAGUCUCCAACAAUCAGUUCAGCCCAAACCCGACGCCAGCAAAAUCGCCGCCAAGAAAAAGAAGGAGGAAGAGAAAGCAAGAGAUAGAGAGUUGAAUGAUUUGUUCAAGAUUGCUGUUAGUCAGCCAAAAGUACCAGUUGGUGUGGAUCCCAAGUCAAUAUUAUGUGAGUUUUUCAAGGUGGGACAAUGUCAAAAGGGUUUCAAAUGCAAGUUCUCGCAUGAUCUGAAUGUUCAAAGGAAGGGUGAGAAGAUUGAUAUCUACAGCGAUAAGCGUGAUGAAGAAACAAUGGAGGAUUGGGAUCAAGAGACUCUAGAGAAGGUUGUUGAGUCAAAGAAGAACGAGUAUAACCAGAAUAAACCAACUGAGAUUGUUUGCAAACACUUCUUGGAAGCAGUGGAAAAGAAGCAGUAUGGUUGGUUCUGGGUAUGUCCAAAUGGUGGUAAAGAUUGUCACUACAGACAUGCUCUUCCUCCUGGAUAUGUCUUAAAAUCUCAAAUGAAAGCACUUCUAGAUGAAGAGACUGAGAAGAUUGCUGUUGAAGAUGAUAUUGAGAAUCAGCGUGCAAAAUUAACUGUAUCAACCCCCAUGACUCCUGAGCUAUUUAUGCAAUGGAGGAAGAAAAAGAUGGAAGAAAGAGAAGCAGGCUUGGCUGCACAACGAGCAGACAGAGCUAAGAAUGAUAGGAUGAGUGGUCGCGAAUUGUUUCUCUCUGAUUCAAGCUUGUUUGUGGAUGAUGCUGAGGCAUAUGAAAAAUACCAGAGAGAUGAAGAACCUGGGAAUACUGAAAAUAAGGUUAAGGAUGGAUCAGCAGGACCAAGCACUUCCUUUACUGCAGUGGCAGGUUCUGAAGAGAUCCUUCCUGAUGACGACGAUGAUGAUGAGUUGGACCUAGAUGAGCUAAAUGAACUCGAAGCAAGUUUGUCAAGAACAUCUAUUCAAAUUCGUGAGCCAGGUAUCGAAGCUUCAUCUUAAAUGGGCAAAGUGAGAGAGAGAGGAUCAUUGGUGGCAAUCCACCAUGAUCUAACGAGGGGGCAAGAGGGUAUGUAUUCGGCUGUUAAAUUAACCAUCAUUAGUGAGAAUAAUCUAUGUUUUGAUCCAGACAA
Messenger RNA from Pistacia vera, 1406 nucleotides. RefSeq names its product zinc finger CCCH domain-containing protein 11-like. Bases 190 to 1275 code for a protein of 361 amino acids. The transcript has 8 exons. Gene Ontology annotation, cellular component: cytosol. NCBI's taxonomy places the organism in Eukaryota, Viridiplantae, Streptophyta, Magnoliopsida, Sapindales, Anacardiaceae. Gene Ontology annotation, biological process: cytoplasmic translation. The record is from RefSeq and is a predicted model, not a curated record. Gene Ontology annotation, molecular function: metal ion binding; mRNA binding.